Messenger RNA from Epithele typhae, 2076 nucleotides. RefSeq lists its product as uncharacterized. The coding region runs from base 1 to 2076 and encodes 691 amino acids. The transcript is spliced from 14 exons. Gene Ontology annotation, biological process: regulation of DNA-templated transcription; DNA-templated transcription. Lineage: Eukaryota; Fungi; Basidiomycota; Agaricomycetes; Polyporales; Epitheliaceae. Gene Ontology annotation, molecular function: zinc ion binding; DNA binding; DNA-binding transcription factor activity, RNA polymerase II-specific. The record is from RefSeq and is a predicted model, not a curated record. Gene Ontology annotation, cellular component: nucleus.
AUGCCCAAAGCCCCCGCCACUGCGCCCACCGCGCGCCCUGCGCUCCGCAGAAACCAGGCCUGCCUUUCGUGCAGGAAGCGCAAGCUCAAAUGCGACGCUGCCCGCCCCCACUGCACUACCUGUGUCAAGGCAUGGCAGUCGCAGAUCAGUGUGCCGCCCCCAGUGGGAUACGCUCACCCCACCGAACCCCAAUGUUCCUAUGACCCCGUCGAUGGCCUUCCCAUGGCCGCCAAUUCCGACCCCGGAGAGAGGAUUCGGAUGCUUGAAGACCAGAUCUCUCAACUGAAGAGCCAGCUGCACGAGUCGAGGAACGGUACCUCGCGCUCCAUCUCUCCAUCCCACUAUGUCAAGAUGCCGUCCACCUCGUCCCACAACGGCCGCACUCCGGACGACAGCCCAACUGCGGGCGGUAUCGUCCUCCCUCAUGCCUCUCUAGAUGUCCUCUCGCACCUAUCACCACAAAGUUCCGACUCGCGCCCGGGUUCGGUGGGAAGCCCAGAGGUCCGCCACCACGUACGGACGCAUGGUUUGCCCGACCCCCUCAUGGAUAUGCUCUUCUCGGGAUGGGAUCCCGAUCUUCCGGACCCGGACACUCUAGACCAUUACAUUGAUGUGUUCUUCAAAUGUGACCCCUGCGGCUCGCGGGUCCUGCAUCAGCCGACGCUCAUGGCAUCACUGCAUCUACACCCGAAGGAUGAGAACUAUCCGCACCCUGCCAUCUUACACGCGAUUUGUGCGUCCGCGUCCCGCUGGACUUCUCAGGACGUAAUCACGCUGCCGGACGGUACACGCCGAGACAAGUUUGCCGAUCUCCACGUCAGCAAAACCCGUGCGUACAUUGACCGCACGAUGGCCACGGGACAAGACAUCUUCCCGGUUAUGCAGGCGUGUAUCAUCCUCUCGUGGUACUUCUAUCAGGAGGGCCGCUGGGUGGAGGUAUGGAUAUUCGCCGGUUUCCAGACCAGGGCAGCUGUGCCGUUGCGGCUGAACUAUCCCGGCACCUUCUCGACGAUCGGCGCUGCGUCCCCCGGGGCGUAUCUUGCACCACCGAGGGACAACAAGGAUCUAGAGUCCCGACGGAGAACAUGGUGGAUGACCAUCAUGUUUGACCGUAUUGCGUCGGUCGGGGGGUGGGUACACGCCAUAGAUGAGCGGGACAUUGGCACGGAACUCCCCCUUCGCCGUGUGGAUUUCGAGCAUGACCCGAACCCUCAGCACCUACAGACAGAAAACGUGUUCACCCGACAUCUACCUCUGUUCACCGACUCCUUCCUCCUAUUCUUGAAGGCCAUCAUGAUGUUUGGGAAGGUCACAGAUUACAACACGAGGAGCAAUCUCAACGCCACCUCGGCGCCUUCUAAGAACCAAAACCCCUUUGUACUGCGUGGCUUCGAAGACCUCGAUCGGCUAGUUACACAAGAGUUUUUGCAGAACUUCCCUUCUGAGUUCAAGCACCUUGGCAUCAGCGACGACGGUGGGGCGCUCGACACCGACCUCUAUAUGGCCCAUAUUGUGCCGCAUGCUGCGGCAAUCACUCUACACAAUCCGUACCUCAACUUCUCGGAUCCCAUGAGUGUGUCGACCAGCCGUUGCGUCACUGCGACACGGUCAAUCCUAGCAGCGUACUAUCGGCUCUCCGAGACUUCGCUCGACAUACCCACUCAGCUCUGCAAAUACUUCAUUGAGAUCGGUGAUACUCAGCGAGAGCAGACGGUCUGGGGGGAGAUUAAUGCCCUUCGCUUCGCUAUGCUCACUUACGGAAGCCGCUCCCCCAUCGGCACCCGGCAAGAGAAGCUCCUCCAAGGGCUGAUGACUGAAAUCGUGCGAAUGACGAGCCAGAUGCAGCCGCUCGAGGUCGGGGUCCCGCUGUACCCCUUCUCGCACGCAAGUCUCUUCCCCAAGGACACCCUCCCACAAGACCCGACCGCCGCACCGCUACCGGACAGCACGCAAUACCCAGACUCGUCCGAGUCGCCAUCGGGGUUGACGGGUAUGGGCGCCACGUCCCCCACCGUUACUGUGGGCAACUGGCUGUCGCCCUCGAUGCCGACAAUGCACCCGCGGGUACAGCGGUAA